This is a messenger RNA of Thamnophis sirtalis, 1278 nucleotides long. It is a transcript of the gene BSND, whose product is annotated as barttin CLCNK type accessory subunit beta. Gene Ontology annotation, biological process: chloride transport. The record is from RefSeq and is a predicted model, not a curated record. Gene Ontology annotation, molecular function: chloride channel regulator activity. Gene Ontology annotation, cellular component: basolateral plasma membrane. NCBI's taxonomy places the organism in Eukaryota, Metazoa, Chordata, Lepidosauria, Squamata, Natricidae.
CCAGGCAGAGUUAGUAAAAUAUGAAUUUAAAUAUCUUGUUUGCAUUCAUUACAAACCCAUUUAAAACUGGCUGGCUGAGAUCAGGGCAGGACUAGUCUGAAGGUGGACUGACACUUGUCCCCUUGCUGCCUCUGGAAGAGGUACCUGUGGAUUGUCUGGGUCAUGGACAGGUGAAAGGCUACCUUGAAUUGCCUCCCUCCCUCCCACCCUCCCAUUUCCAGAUUCCAGUUCAACCUCCUUUUAUGAAUGAAUCUGUCUACAUUAGAUUAGCUUGAUGUCAAUUUUGCUUUCUGAAUGGUAGAGGUUACAAUGGCUGAAGAAAAAACAUUUCGCUAUGGACUUAUUGUCCUGGGAUUCUUUUUGGUCAUGAUCGGCAUGUUCAUAAUGAGUGUGGAGAAACCCCAAAUCUAUAUUACCUUCUGCACCCUGGGAGUUUUGGUCAUUGCUGUGGGCAUCAUAUGGAGCAUGUGCCAGUGUUAUCCAAAGAUCAGAGUUGUUUCCAUUGACUCGGAGUCCGAGAAGUUUCUUAUAAAGAACUCUGAGUCUGAAAAGUUCCUUGUGAAGAAGUUGGCUGCCUCAUCAUCAAUUGAAAAUAAGAUUCCUGAGAAGAAAAGUUUGCAAACGCAAUACACAAGCCAGAAAGAAGCUGACAUAUAUGAGAAAAGCCUGCCGACUUAUGAACAGAUCCAGACAAACAGUUCUGCAGAAUGCGUGGGAACUUUGCCGGUCCCAGUGCCACUGGUCAGGACAGGAAGACAUCUCCAACCUUAUGUACAUGCCAAAGCAGAGGUACACAGGGCCUCAGAGAGUAAUGGGAGCCCUAACAGAGAUGCCACAAUAGGACUGAACUGCCCAUCUAAGAGGUUUCCAAAGGCUGCACCAUUAGCAUCUCUUCAAGAGGAAGUGGAUACUUCUUCCCUGGACUCCACUUCCAACAGCCCAUUUUUACAGAGAUGGAAAGAUGCCCCAAAUCCCGUGCCUCUAACAGGAAGCCAGCUCCAAUUCAAACUUCCUUCUUAUGAAGAUUUUGCCUUGAUUGAUUCCCUGGCAGUAGAAGGUCAGGGGCAAAGCAAUGAAAAUACCGUGGCCCCAAGCCAGAGCCAUUGCUCUCUUCCUCCUACAGCAGGGGAUGGCAUUGUGGCAACAGCAGGUCAUGGUCGUCUGGAAUGCAGCAGCGCCUUACAGCAGGCAGAAGAGGAUGAUUUAUACUAUGGGAUCCAAGAGGAUCCAACGGACACCUUUCCUUCUGUGGUUGCUGUUGCUGAACCAAAGCCAUAA